AUUAUGGUUCAAAAAAACUUGUGAUAUUACCCAUGAGCCAGCAUAAUCUGUCUUUGCUCUUAUUCUCGCUAAGCAACCAUUUUGCAUGGAAGGUUGAGGUUUCAAACAAUUUUUCAACCUACUACCUCUUUUGCCUGCACGUGAGCACUCUACUACAAACGCGAUCAAGUUCCCUUCUUUACCCUUCUUUGAAGUGCGGUGUCUAACAAGAAAGCCAACACUUUUGGCAUACUUUUUAUAGAAAUCAUAAACUGCAUCUUUUGUAGGAAGCUCCAUGCCUAUCUUUGGAAUUUGUUCACAUUCAUCAGCAUUGUUAUCUCCAUCUGCUCACAUAAUCAAAUAAUUAUUUUACAUUAACUCCUUCAUAGAUACAACAGUCAUCUUUGCAGGUUUAUUGAGCGGACGGAGCCUAGGGUUAGGCGUAGAGCUUGAACAGUCUUUGGCAGAGGAGGCGGUUUGGACGGCAGCAUUGCUUGGCCUUCGUGAGGAUUGGAGCGGCGAUUACGUCUAAGGCAAGGGUUAGGCUUAUGCCUCGACAGAUUGGGGUGGCGAAGAAGUGUUGCGGAUGUCUGUGUGAAGGAAGCAUCCCUCCUAGGGCGAAGGCGGCUGUGGAUAAUUUGUCUUCUGGGCAGACCUUUGAUUUGGAGAUGGAGGCGAACUAUGAGCACAACGAGAUGGAGAAGUUGGCCCAAACGUACGAGUAUAUGGAGAUGGACAAAGAAGAUGAGACUAUAUUUGCUAGAAGCCAUGAAUUCGGGUGCAGCAGAUGGAGUAUAGAGAGUGUCGGCACCAUCACAUCGGAGAAGUCGGGUAUGGCUGGUGGAAAAGUAGUGUUCUUAGCAAGUAGACGAUUGAUAACGG
Molecule: messenger RNA, 861 nt
Organism: Cuscuta epithymum
Lineage: Eukaryota; Viridiplantae; Streptophyta; Magnoliopsida; Solanales; Convolvulaceae
Source: the annotation of a GenBank genome assembly